CCUUUUAUUUUUCGUGCAUCACUGUAAUUUAUUUCAUUUGAUUUUCUUUUUCUAGACGGAUAUGGCUAAGUUAGCUGCCAAAUUAUGCUUUGAACUUUUUAAACCAUAAUUUUAACUGAAAAAUUGUGAUAAAGGUAAACUAAAACUGGUUGAAAUUAGAAUGUAGGCUGAGAAAUUGAUAAAUAUUAAGGCUGUUUAACUAUGGUUUGUUUGACAGCAAUCUGAUUCACCCCCACAGGAACUCUCCUUAUCCAGUUAUAAAAAAUUUAAAUAUAUUAAGGCUGUUUUUUUCCCUUCCUUUAAGGUAUUCAUUGUUCCAUCUUUAGAAAAACAAUAUAAAUUCUGCAGGUAGUGUUGAUUUUGUUGAUCAACUCAUACUAUAGUCUGUUUACAUCUGUACCGUAAUAUGUGGGCUUGUUGGAGCUGCUGUAGGACUCGACUUCUAAGCAGCUUCUACUUCUAUUUCGCACCUACUACGCUUACUAUCAGUCGUAAAAGCCAGGCUGCGUCUCCUUUUUCCCGGUUUAAAGACGGGGCAAAGAACAUGAGCAGCAGCUCGUCGUUUCCUCACUCUAAAAGUAAUAGAAGUGUGGAUAUGAGAACUGAUGGGGAGCGAUCAAAGGGGCGUGGUGGAGGAAGAGGCGGCGGCAGCAAGGAUAAAAUUGAUGCUCUUGGGAGGCUCUUGACUCGCAUUCUGCGUCAUAUGGCUUCGGAGUUAAAUUUGAAUAUGAGAAGUGAUGGGUAUGUCAAAGUUCAAGAUUUACUGAAGUUGAAUAUGAAGACAUUUGCCAAUAUUCCAUUAAAAUCACACACAGUUGAUGAUAUUAAGGAGGCUGUUAGAAGGGAUAAUAAGCAGCGAUUCGGCCUCCUGGAUGAAAAUGGAGAGCUUUUGAUACGUGCAAACCAAGGUCACACAAUAAAGACAGUUGAAUCCGAGGGUUUACUGAAACCAAUUGUUUUGGCUGAUGAAGUUUUAGUCUGUGUACAUGGAACCUAUAAGAAGAAUUUGGAAUCCAUAUUGGAAUUUGGCUUAAAGCGCAUGCAAAGAUUGCAUGUUCACUUCGCAGGUGGAUUGCCAUCUGAUGGUGAAGUAAUUAGCGGUAUGAGGCGGGAUGUUAAUGUUUUAAUAUAUCUCGAUGUGAAAAAGGCUCUCGAAGAUGGAAUGAAGCUUUACAUAUCAGAUAAUAGAGUGAUAUUGACAGAAGGUUUUGAUGGUGUUGUGCCCAUAAAAUAUAUUGAAAAGAUCGAAUCAUGGCCGGAUAGGCGACCGAUACCGUUUCAAAGAUAAUAGGCUUAUGAUGUAUUUUUUAAGAACUUCUUUAUUUCUUUCAUCCUUCGUACAGUCUGUUUUGAGGGAAAUGAAGGAAAUUUUGAAGCAUGUGUUUCAUGUUUUAAGUUAUUUUUAGCAAACUCCUAACCCAGAAAUAGUGGGAUAUAGUCUUAACUUAUUAGAAA
Molecule: messenger RNA, 1455 nt
Organism: Mercurialis annua (annual mercury)
Lineage: Eukaryota; Viridiplantae; Streptophyta; Magnoliopsida; Malpighiales; Euphorbiaceae
Exons: 8
Coding region: 407-1288 (293 amino acids)
Biological process (GO): tRNA splicing, via endonucleolytic cleavage and ligation
Molecular function (GO): tRNA 2'-phosphotransferase activity
Source: RefSeq, a predicted model, not a curated record